Molecule: messenger RNA, 588 nt
Organism: Guillardia theta CCMP2712
Lineage: Eukaryota; Cryptophyceae; Pyrenomonadales; Geminigeraceae
Exons: 4
Coding region: 1-588 (195 amino acids)
Source: RefSeq, a predicted model, not a curated record
AUGCCUCUCAGAAGGAUCACAGCCUUGCAGGACACCAGAGUUCACUUCAUCAAUGACGCGCCGAUGUUUUGCAUGUGGGAGGAAGGGAUCGGUAGGGGAAAGGAGCCGAAGAUGGUGAAGGAUAUCAAUGGUGUAAGUCUGUUCCUCGUGGUUGGAGGAGAUACAGGGAAACUGAUGCUUCCUGGAGGCCUUGAUCAUGCGCAUAUCCUCAGGCGUUCUCCAUCCUCCGACGAGUGGUUUCUUCUCGUGUCAGACCGAGUUCGCGCACGAGUUGCGAGGAAGGAAGGGAGAGGAAGGACUGAUGAUUCGGGCCUCCUCCUCGUGAACAUCCUGCCAGAGCCCUUCCCCUCCAUGACCGAUGAAAUCUCGUUCCCCGCUCCCAUUCUAGCGGUCCGAGGCAGCCUACAGGCCAAGGAGUACUACAUCGAGGAUUGCUCGCAGGAGGGAGGACGACGAGUAGCCCGAGCAAGCAGGAAGUUGUCGACAAGGCACAUCCCGACUGAGGACAAGAUGUAUAUGAUAGAGGUGGCGCCAGGACUGGACGUAGCGUUGGUGAUGUGUCUUGCUGCGGUUAUCGACCAGAUUUGA